Molecule: messenger RNA, 429 nt
Organism: Arabidopsis lyrata subsp. lyrata
Lineage: Eukaryota; Viridiplantae; Streptophyta; Magnoliopsida; Brassicales; Brassicaceae
Product: LOB domain-containing protein 5
Exons: 2
Coding region: 1-429 (142 amino acids)
Source: RefSeq, a predicted model, not a curated record
AUGGAACCUCUAGGGAACCCUCGUCCUUACUCUGUAUGUAUCACCAGAAACAAAAAUUGUCCCCAAAACUGCGAAUAUGCGAAAUAUUUUCCAUAUAAAUUGCAAUGUCAAUAUGAAAGUGCUAAUGAAUUGUUUGGCACGCCAAAUAUCAUUAAGAUGAUGAGGCAUGCUCCCGAAGAAAAAAAACAAAUACUAGCAACUUCCAUAAUCAUGGAAGGUAAUGCUUGGACAAAGGAUCCUAUAAGUGGUGGAUUCGGUGUGAUGCAAAAGAUCAUGUGGAAAAGCAUCAGAGUCUAUAUGUGGACGGUUUCUAGAGAGGCAGAAAAUUCUUCAGAGGUGCUUAUGGAUCUAACUAAAGGUGGUAUCAUCAACUGUAGAACAUGGGAUCAUUUUAGCCUUUGUUCUGGUUUAGCUAACUGUGUAAGAUAG